AUGUCUUCCAUGAAUGUCAUAAACCCAAAGGAAGAAGGCGAUAUCUCUUCGGUCUUCGUCUCACUCUCUGGCGCCAAGCCCACACCACUUCCCGAACGUUUUGCUGAUAUCAAGCGCAACCUUAUCCGCGGCCAUGAGGAGGCUGUUCAAGCAUCUUUCACUCGCCUUGUUGAGCAACUUGCAGUCGAGAAUCGAAAAGUUGCGGAGUUGGGCCCGAAAAUUAUCCCAAGUGUGACUUUCAAGGAUGUUCUUGAGAAGAACGUAAGUGAGGAGCAGUUGAAAGAUAUGAGAGAUAAGGGUGCACUUGUUAUUAGGGGUGUCGUGGAUGAGACAACUGCGAGAGGUUAUAAGCAGGAGGUCGAAGAUUACGUUAAGUUGAACCCUAGUACUAAGGGCUUCCCAGCUAAUGAUCCACAAGUCUACGAACUCUACUGGUCACCACCACAAGUUAAAGCUCGUGGUCAUCCAAACAUGAUCAUUGCUCAAAAGUUCCUCCUCAGCCUCUGGCACUCCGUCGAUCCUAACUCACCCAUUUCAAUUUCUCAACCUGUCACUUACGCUGAUCGUGUUCGCAUUCGUCAGCCUGGUGAUGCCAUCUUUGCUCUCGGUCCUCACGCCGAUGGCGGAUCUGUUGAACGCUGGGAACCCAAUGGCUACGGUAUCAACGGAGUAUAUGACGCCAUCUUCCAAGGAAAGUGGGAAGAAUUUGAUCCUUUCGAGUCUUCAUCCCGUGUACCUGCUGUUAGCGAUCUCUAUCAUGGUGGAGGAAGCUGCUCCAUGCUUCGCAUGUUCCAGGCCUGGCUCAGCAUGUCCCACACUGCGCCUGGAGAAGGCACAUUGAAGGUCAAUCCACUUAUCAAGCUUGCUACCGCUUACUUCUUGCUCCGACCUUUCUUUGAGCCCAUCAAAGAAUUGCCGGAGGGAAAGGAGGAUGAAUAUACUGCAGAAUACCUUAGUCCCGAUAAUUGGAAAUUGAUUCCAUCUGAUCAGAUGACCACUGCCCUUCAUGGUGCUACCCCAAGUCAUGGACAGGAGAUGACCGAAAAGCUUCACCCACAUUUAGAUUUGAAGAAUACUAUGGUUCAUAUUCCAAAGAUUAAUCCAGGUGACUACGUUGCUUGGCACUGUGAUAUGAUCCAUGCCGUGGACAAAACUCAUGCGGGCAAAUCCGACAGUUCCGUCCUCUAUAUUCCCGCCUGUCCUCUCACUCCUAUCAAUGCCGAAGCACUUGCCCGUCAACGUGAUACCUUUCUCUCCGGCGUUCCAGGUCCGGAUUUCCCAGGUGGAAAGGGCGAGAGUGAGCAUAUUGGUCGACCAGGUCUCGAAGAAGUUGAGUCCUGGACUGGUGAAGAGGGAUUGCGGGCUAUGGGUUUGAGCAAAUUUGUUGUUGAAAGCGAAAAGGGAGCUGGUGUUGAAAAGGCUGUUGAGAUCGGAAAUAAUUAUAUGGGCUUUUAG
Molecule: messenger RNA, 1455 nt
Organism: Botrytis fragariae
Lineage: Eukaryota; Fungi; Ascomycota; Leotiomycetes; Helotiales; Sclerotiniaceae
Product: putative duf1479 domain protein
Exons: 3
Coding region: 1-1455 (484 amino acids)
Source: RefSeq, a predicted model, not a curated record